UUAAAUGUUUUUUAUUAAUAUUAGAUAAAAUUCUUUAACUAUGAUAAAAUUAUUUUUUUUUGUUAUUAAAUCAUAUCUGUAUUUAAUGUUGAUAGGAAAAUGGAUCAUGAUUCAUAUUAUUAUGCUUCGUCAUAUCAAGACGAGGACGAAGAUUUUGAUUAUGGGAGUAAAAAUAAAAUGAGCGGAGAUGCUUUGCUGAUCUCUUUAAUUCGUGACCAUCCUUAUUUAUAUAAUAAGGAGUUGACUGAUUUUAAAGAUAGCCUCAAAAAACAGAAUGCUUGGGUAGAAAUAGCAAAUAUCAUGGGUAUGACAGUGGAAGAUUGUCAAUGUAGAUGGAUGCGACUGAGGGAACGCUAUUCACGUGAAAAAAAACAACAAGAAGAAACAACCACCGGAAGUGGAACAUCAAAAAGAAAAACAUUUGAAUUUUUUGACAAUAUGCAAUUCCUAGAACGAUUUAUUAAAAGGAGAAAAACGAUGACUAACAUAUACAACAUGCAAAACAAAAGUGUAUCUCCGAUAAUAAGAUCUUCCAAUCUACAAAAAAAUUUUGGCUCACACGAUGAAAAAGAAAAUAUUUCAUCUUCUCCAAAUGUGGCUACUUUAAGUAAACUACCAUUAAUAAAAAGCAUCGUAGAUUUAACAAGUGACAGCACGCAGCAUAUAGGUAAUGACUCUUUAAGUCCGGAUUUGCACUCAAAUGUAUCUGGCAGCUCUUCUACAUCUGCAGUAAGUGUCUCUGGACAUACGCGGGACAAAGAUUUAAUUGGAAAACGGAUAAAGUCAAAAGGAAAAUCCCAGCCGGAUGUUCUAGAAAAUGCCAUUGGUAAAAUUACUUCUUUAUUAGAGAGCAGAUGUGUUCCAGUUUCUUCAUCGCCGUCAACUCUAAAGCCGGAAAUGGAAGAAGAUAUGGCAUUUUGUCAAUUAAUACUUUCAUUAUUUAUCAAUAUGCACCAAUGUACAAAGGCAGACAAAAAGAAAGAAAUGUUGCGUAUUUUAUUUGAUAUUUAAUUAUUAUAUCUUAUAUGACAUUCUUAUAUCUUAUAUGACUUUUUUUAUAUGAUAUAUAAUUAUUAGUGAUAUAUAAGUUAAAUAUUUUAAUGCAACAUGUGAUAAUUAUGGUACAUCAUUUUAAGUUAAUUUUUAUAAUGCAACAUGUGAUAAAUAGUGAUACAUGUUAAGUUAUUUUUUUAUGUAACAUGUGAUAAUGAUACGUUUUUUUAUUUUUAUGUAACAUGCAAUUAUUACUGAUAAGAUAAAUUAAUUUUUAAUGCAACACAUGUGAUAAUUAGUGGUACAUGUUAUGUUUAUUUUUUUUAUGCAAUAUUUAACGAGUGACACAAAAUGUUAUAUUUAUUUUUUUUAUGCAAUGUAAUAAAUCGUUUUAUUAUAACAUAAGCAUAUGUUUACAUAAAUAUAUAUAUUUAAUUUUCAA
Molecule: messenger RNA, 1435 nt
Organism: Cataglyphis hispanica
Lineage: Eukaryota; Metazoa; Arthropoda; Insecta; Hymenoptera; Formicidae
Biological process (GO): regulation of transcription by RNA polymerase II
Cellular component (GO): nucleus; transcription regulator complex
Source: RefSeq, a predicted model, not a curated record